UGUUUAUCAGCUGCUCAAGCUCCGUGAUCUAGCUAAUUCAAAUAAAGCUCUCUCUCUCUCUCUCUCUCUCUCUCUCCCCCUCCUUUCCUCUUAUAAAUAGCCAUCUCCUCAUUCCCCAGCUUCUCAAACCCAAACACCAAUCCUCUCUAAGCCUCACCCACCUGUCCCUGAAGAAACACAAGAGAAUUUGGAGAUAGGAAGGAACUGAAAAAGAGAUUCAAUGGAGGAAACCAGAGCCGGUGGUUUCUCUAACCCUUCACUGCCAACAACGACAACAACUAGUGUUACAGCGGCCGGAAAGGGGACAGUUCCACCACCGCUGGCGGCGGCGACUACGGUGCAAAGCUCGCCGUGGCACUCUCCGGUGCCGUACCUCUUCGGCGGCCUGGCGGCGAUGCUGGGUCUGAUUGCCUUCGCCCUCUUGAUCCUGGCCUGCUCGUACUGGAAGCUCGCUGGCCAUUUGGAGAAUGGGGAAACUCGUGAUGAAGGUGAGGAGAGAGAUCUGGAGGGUGGCCAUGAUAACCCGGAAGUUUGCCCCGGGAAGGCAUUGCCGGAGUUUGAAGAGAAGAUACUGGUGAUAAUGGCCGGCGAUGUGAAGCCAACUUUUCUUGCCACGCCGGCCAUGUCAAUCAGCAAAGCUUCCUCGUUUCCUAAUGCUAGAGAAGACAAGGCCCAAGUGGCUGAGAAGCCCAAAACAGAGGUGGGUCUUCAUGAUCAAACUGCCGCCGCCCCAGCCGCCGCCGGAAGUUCAAGAGAAAAUACAGAUUGUCCAGAGAACCAAGAGCGAAGCCAAUGAGCUAGCUAUGUUUUAACAAUUUUUUAGAGAGAAGAUUAAAGAUAAGGGUUUUCUGUUUGUUAAUUAAUUUAACAAAGAGAAAUUUAUUCACCAUAUUCGAAUUCAAGAAAUUUAUAAAUAUAUAUAUAUUUAUAAUAUGCAUCUGCCAAAGUGCAUAAAUCGUUAUGGUAAUUUGGAAAAUGUUGAGGAGAGAAUAAAGCAAAGGAGAGGAGGAUUGCAUAUAUUCUUAACAGCCCACGAUGGUUCUUGAUGUGACCGCCGGCGACACAGGUCCCGCCACUGUCUCCGGCGGACACUUGAAGAAAGAGGUGGAGAGGGAGAGGGCUCUGAGGUAAUCUAUUCUGUGAAUUUUAUUGGGAUUUAUGCAGAGUUAACAGGGAUACGUGGCUGAAUAAGAGGGUUUCUGGGUUGGGGAAGCAACGUGUAAAAAGUUAUGCUGUUCAGCCGGUGGCGGUGGCGGUGGCGGGUGUUCCGUGUGCUGAUGGAUGGUAUGCGGCAAUGCGAAACCCGCCGAGCUAAUUAAUGCAA
This is a messenger RNA of Diospyros lotus (date-plum), 1324 nucleotides long. Its product is annotated as protein GLUTAMINE DUMPER 2-like. The transcript has a single exon. The coding region runs from base 221 to 796 and encodes 191 amino acids. The record is from RefSeq and is a predicted model, not a curated record. Lineage: Eukaryota; Viridiplantae; Streptophyta; Magnoliopsida; Ericales; Ebenaceae. Gene Ontology annotation, biological process: regulation of amino acid export.